Dinoponera quadriceps is the source of this 1611-nucleotide messenger RNA. RefSeq lists its product as uncharacterized. The transcript has 7 exons. The record is from RefSeq and is a predicted model, not a curated record. NCBI's taxonomy places the organism in Eukaryota, Metazoa, Arthropoda, Insecta, Hymenoptera, Formicidae. The coding region runs from base 306 to 1412 and encodes 368 amino acids.
UCUCAACACGGAGAAAACAACAAUGAGCGACCAUUCGCGGCAUGAAGGUAGGUCAACAACUUGUAUAGUAUUACAUCUCGAGAUUCUCUCCGCCGGUCCUUCAAGUUUGAGGGAAUUUGCUGGGUUAAUGUAGAACCGAAAUUUCGACUCGGGAUUUCGAGGGUUGGUUGGGCAAUCUACCCGGCACUAACUAAAACAGUCGCUACGCUCCUGAGACUGAGGGGCCAAGGGGGGAAGGGUGGUUGUGUGGAAGUCGAAGGUUGAAGGAUACAGCGAUAGAUAACAACGGUGGGCACACACAGUCCAUGCAUGUACGUGGCUGUUCGCGUAGCGAAAAUUGUGCGCCGGUAUGUCGGCGAACGCCGGGACGUCGGCGACUACCGCAACCCCCGUGGCGUGGCCCUGACGAAGGCACGAGGGUUGGCAGUCGCGUGUUCCCGUCGUCACGGCGCGGCCAGCCAGCCGCACAGCGUAAGAAUGUAAUCGGCUCACCGGAGUGUUCCUCGUUCGCACGUUCGUCGCCGCUCGUCGUCCGUGAUGGCACGCGAAAUUCCGUAACGUCGUCGUCGGGCAGAGCAUCGUUGAGCAUCGGCGCGCAAAUGGCGCAAGGAAGCUCCGAGACGGCGUAUGAGCCAGGUACCGAGGAGGACGCGCGGAGAAAACGCGAGCGCCGGGUCGUUCAGGAGGGCACGGCGUUGUGGAGACGUCGGAAGGAGGAGCUGCAACGUCAGAAGCAUCGUGAACAACGUGAACUGCAGGAAAUUCUGGCCGGUUACUCGCCGUGGGGAAAGCCAGGUGGUGGCGCGCCCUGCCCGGCCACUCUAAGGAAGAAAAACGUACCUCUGGAGCCGCUCGAGUUGCCACCGAGGCCGAGGUGUUACAGUUUCGGUCAGGGUUGGACGAGCAACUCGGUGAUCGACAGAUUACACAAAAGGAACGCAGAUCCGACGGCAGUUGCGGACGUGAAUAAAUUCUACGAUGACAGGGCGACGCCAGGCAUCGCAUCGGAAACACAACCGCUGCGGGAUCCGAGGAAUCUCUACAAGGAGGAAAUUCAGGUGUACGAGUUAACGGGUGGUGUCGAAUUGGUGCCUUUGUUAACCAGCCGGCGCUAUCAGCCGCAUCCGCCGACCACGCGCUAUCUCGUCACGGAUGCCACUCGUCCGGGAUACACGAUAGAAUCGCUUCGCGCCCUCGGCGUCGGAGAUCGGGAAUACAUCGCGGAUCUCGCCGAGCAGAUACGACGUAAACGGAACAGGGCGCUGGAGGAACGACGGAUCGAACAGGAGAGUUGUCGCAAACACUUCGAUACUUGGAAAAGGCUGUGGGGUAGACCGGGCCACGGCGCCCCCAUAGAUCACGUGCAACGGAACAAUCUCUACAACAUCCUCCACCGCCCGGCUAUCUAUUGAAUUUUUCCCGUAAAGCAUUUCGCCCGCGAGGAAGCGUAAAAGCAAAGGGGACUUCGUCUCUGUAAAGCCGCUUUUUAUUCUACGGAUUGAAGAAGGAAAAGGGGACUGUUAGACGUCGGUGGUGCAACACGCGCUGAUCGAUAUAGGAUCGCCCGCGCGAGAACGGCGGUCGAGCUCAGCGCAAAAGUGCUUUUCUAAU